This is a messenger RNA of Pogonomyrmex barbatus (red harvester ant), 4602 nucleotides long. RefSeq names its product casein kinase I gish (gene gish). Gene Ontology annotation, molecular function: ATP binding; protein serine/threonine kinase activity. Gene Ontology annotation, biological process: protein phosphorylation. The record is from RefSeq and is a predicted model, not a curated record. Lineage: Eukaryota; Metazoa; Arthropoda; Insecta; Hymenoptera; Formicidae.
UGAUCGAAUCAGAAAGUUUCCGACAGUCGAUUGGUCGAUUUUUACCAUGUGCAAAAAACGAGGGAUGGGACGAGAACAGAAAUUUUCAGUCUCGCGAGUUUGACUUAAUUUCGGACGUAUAAUUAUUUUCAGACGUGCGUAUUUUGAUCUUUGUGAUAUUAUUCCUUACGCGAUAUUUUUUUUAGGGUGUAGCGUGAUUGAAUCGCGGUUGGCCGACCUGCCGGUGCCCGUAGCAACUGAUUCACCCACGUCUCGUCGAGCGUGAGUGGCACAGGUGCGCCCUGUCGCUGGCCUGGUCGUUCGCGAGCGUUUGAUCGGGGGUGGUGAGGACGAGUCCACGAGGUACCGUUCGUGCGUGUGUUGCGAGAUCGCGCGCGGACGGCACCGUGUAAACGCGAGGGUGACGCGAGCGCGCGCGUCGCUUCCUAGCAGCUGCACAUCCGGCGGAACGGUGCGGAGCACGAGACGUCGAGAGGAGAAAGAGCGAUCGGAGCGGCGCGCUCGCGGCCCGAGUUCGAUGGUGCGUGGCGCCAGCGAUCAAGAAAGAGGGUGAGAAAAGAGAAAGAAGGAAAGAGAGAAAGAGAGAGAAGAAAAGUGAUACGUUGUGUGUCGCGCCUCCGCGUGCGUGUGCGUGCGUGCGCUGUUGACACGUUGCGUGGGCGCAUCUGAGGAACGCACGCGUGAAUCUUAACGUGCGCGACGAGGGAAGGGACGUCGCGCGUGCGAACCGACCAACCUACGGCGAGAGAAAGAGAGAGAGGUGUGGAUACACACGCGCGUGUGCGAACCUAGGGAAUCUCGGCGCCGCGCCGUUGUCUGUCCCGCGAGGAUCGGCGAACGAGUGCUGCGUGAGUCGCGCCACGAACGGAGCCGCGGGUCGCCGCGCGGCCGAAGUCGAGUGAAGUUGUCUCGAGUCGACGGUACGGGACGGGAGGAGAGCGAGUGAAGUAGCGUGAACCACCGCCGGAGCCAGCGAGAGUACACGAAGGUGCGCGCGGACUCGCUCGCGUGAGAAUUCUGCGGCGCUCCGCGCGGCGCGUAAUGGAGGUGUCGACGAUCGCGAAACGCGCUCGCGGCAGUACUGACACCGGCAGCAACGGCAACGGCUGGAGUAACCGUAGCAAUAGUGGCAGUAGCAGCAACAGCAGCGGUAGCACUGUUAGAAGAAGCAGGAGCGACAAUAGCACAACUGUGCGCAAUAACGACCGCCGUCACAACCGUCACCGCCACCACGGUAAUGCCGUGCUGUGCCGCGUCGUCAGAGCGUGAGCCGUGCCGCGAUUCUUGUCGACUGUUCCGGCACCCGGCAUUCCGGCGGCCGCCGCCGGGUCUGAGAGGCGGGUCAAAAUUGCUAUGGGAUCGUCCGGAACAACGACGCCGUACGACGCCGCACCGAUCGUUCGAUUCCUCCUGCUACCGUGACGUUCGUCGAUCAUCGUCACAGGGCCGCGCCACAGGGAGGUGCGUACAGGGAGUAAGAGCGACAGCACCUCAGAUACGCUUCCUCGGCACGCCGCGACGCACCGUGCCCUUCCACGAUCGCGUCCUACGUGUCGUUUAUCGUUCCUAAAACUCGCCCGCGAGGCGCGAGGGAUCUCGCUUGACGAGAGGUUAGGCUGGCAUGGGGAUUAAUCCCCGUGAGGUGGCAUCGUCCGUCGAACUCUGACAGUCAGCCAGCCAGCCAGCCAGCCAGCCCCCUCGGCAACCUCUCUUCCCCCACCCCUUCCCUCUCCAUCGUCGUCACUACCCGCGCGUCCUACCCUUCCGCGCCCUACGCGGUGUUACACCGCGCCCGCGCGUGCCCUUUUACGCCUGCGGAAACUGCGGCGAGUGUCGCGUUGUGCGUUUUGUUCCCAACGUAUUGUGUCGCGUCGCGUCGCGUCACAUCGCGUCCCGCCGUCGUCGUCGUGUCGUGUGCUCGUCAUCCGCGCUCCCGGGGGAGCACAGAGGAUAUGCCCUGCACGGGGAUCGAUCCCGUCGCUGACCCAAAACUGACGUCGUCGUCGUCGUCGUCGUCGUCGUCGUCGUCGUCGUCGUCGUCGCAACCGGGGCGCGAGUGUGGUGAAAAAUCGUGUGCGCGUAGUUGGAUUGUGUGUAUCGAUAAUUAAAUUGCUGCAACCGUGGAUAACAACGGCCGGUACGAGAUGCAGAAGCGGGACGGCAGGGACAACCGCGGCGACAAGGAGCUCGGAGCGCGCAGCUCCGAGCGUGACCAGGAGGUCGCCAAACGGACCUCCAGGGGUAGCGGUAACGCCGCCCGGUCGAACGUGCACUCGUCCCGGCACAGCGUCACCUCGUCGUCCGGCGUGCUCAUGGUCGGCCCGAACUUUCGGGUCGGCAAGAAAAUCGGCUGUGGAAACUUCGGGGAGCUGCGUCUCGGGAAAAACCUGUACAAUAAUGAGCACGUAGCAAUUAAAAUGGAACCAAUGAAGUCAAAGGCACCACAGCUACAUUUAGAAUAUAGGUUUUACAAAUUAUUAGGAACACAUGUUCAUAACACACAUAUAGAGGGAAUACCGGAGGUGUACUACUUCGGUCCGUGUGGGAAGUAUAACGCCCUGGUGAUGGAACUCCUCGGACCGAGCCUUGAGGAUCUCUUCGACCUCUGCGGGAGGAGGUUCACCCUCAAGACCGUUCUCAACAUUGCCACACAGCUGCUCCAUAGGAUAGAAUACGUUCAUAGUCGGCAUUUGAUAUAUCGCGACAUCAAGCCGGAAAAUUUUCUGAUAGGACGAUCCACUACCAAGAGGGAAAAAAUUAUUCACAUAAUCGAUUUUGGAUUAGCCAAAGAGUACAUAGACCUGGAGACGAACAAGCAUAUACCGUAUCGGGAACACAAGAGUCUUACCGGCACGGCACGUUACAUGAGCAUUAACACGCAUCUUGGCAAAGAACAAAGCAGAAGGGACGACCUGGAGGCGUUGGGCCACAUGUUCAUGUACUUUCUGCGUGGCAGCUUGCCAUGGCAAGGACUAAAGGCUGACACGUUGAAGGAGCGCUACCAAAAGAUUGGCGACACGAAACGGGCGACGCCGAUCGAGGUGCUCUGCGAUGGCCAUCCCGAAGAGAUGGCCACGUAUCUACGCUACGUACGCAGGCUGGACUUCUUUGAAACACCGGACUAUGAAUACUUGAGGAAGCUCUUUCACGAUCUGUAUGAGAGACGCGGCUUCGUCAAUGACGGCGAGUUUGAUUGGACUGGCAAGACGAUGUCCACGCCUGUCGGAUCCCUUCAAACCGGCCAGGAGAUCGUCGUAUCACCAAACCGCGAUCGGCAUCCUACUGCUUACAAGGAUGUGGCAGGUGGAGGGGUGGGAGGUGGGGGCGGUAAAGGGGUGGGAGCCACGUGGCCAGAUACUGUGAAGCAAUCAGGAGCCGGUGGUACAUUGACACCUGCUGAUAGGCAUGGCUCUGUACAGGUGGUAUCGUCAACUAAUGGAGAACUGGCUAACGAUGAUCCGACCGCUGGUCACUCCAAUACACCAAUUACAGCACCUCAGGAAGUGGACAUGAUCGACGAAACCAAUGUUUGCUUCAUUUCCAGAUGCUGUUGCUUCUUCAAGCGCAAGAAGAAGAAAAGUGGAAGGCAGAAAUGACUGUCCGUUACCGUUGGUCUCGGGGGGGCGGUGCAGUGCGCGGGUAAUAGUGCCGACGAGACCGUGGGAGCCGUCGCCACGACAUCAAGGACGGGCAAGCGCGGCGCGGGAAUCGGGGCACGUGCGGGCGCCGGUACGGCAGGUGGUAUUGCGAGUAAUGCCGAUCCCGAGAGAGAAGCCGUCACCCUGCUGCGCGUCGGCAGCCGAUCCGCAUCACGAGAUUCGGUACUGCACACCACCGUCACGAUGACUCCAACGCCGACGCCGCCACCGCUGUCGAACUGAAUUAUCAUCAUUAUCAUCAUCAUCAUCACUACUAUCACACAAUCAUUUUACUACCGUCGCUGCUAUUAUCAUUAUUAAAUGGACGGUCGCGCGACUGAUUCGAAAUCGAGAGAAUGAAGCUACUUUUCCUCUGGCCAAUCGAGCUGAUCUUUUCGAUAAAUAGGCGGACUCGCUGACGACGAUUCAAUCUGCUCCUCUAGUGAAAUUCCAUAAUAAUUUCAAUAUCGUUGCAAUCAUAGGAUCACCUUGGCUGCGUAUGUGUUAUGAUGAAAAUGCGGCCAAUUAUCGGCUUUACUUAAAACUCUGUAUUCAGAACACUUGAUAAUUUGUGUUGGAUUUUCAUUUGAACUCAUAGAAAAUUUGCCGGGGUCCCUCUUAUCAAUUCAUUUUUUUUUUUUUAAAUAGAGAGUAUAUCUGGACAGAUGGAAAAUGGCUAAUAGCGAUAUAUUCUGCGACUAAUGAAGGUUCUCAUGUCAGUGAAAAUUUAUUUGUUUGGUUUCUAAUCAGCGUUGUUUGAGUGAGAAAUUCGAAAUGUUUAUUGUCAUUUAUAUCGUGAAUUACAAUGUGAAAAGACGUGAGAAUUAAUAUCGAAAUAUAAAAUGAUGACGGUUGAAAUAUUUUUCCAUGUUUCCACAUGUUUGUCUGACGAGACGACCGAUUUCUCGUCCGCAUAAUUGAUAAAUUCAAUUAUUCAAUGAUUAAAUUCCUACGUAAACUUUCA